GCAUGACGGUGCCAGGGCCAGUGAGUGAGUGCAAGUGGACAAGAAGACUUGUGUCUCAGCGUGACCGACCGAGCCACGGAUAUCUGUACCUCACACAUUGAGAACAAGGUGCAGAGAGAGGCUGGGAGAGAGCUCGGGACUCAGCAGCAGGAGCGACAUGCCUCACACAGGUCAGGCAGGGGUGAACCAGCUGGGAGGGGUGUUCGUGAACGGGCGCCCUCUGCCGGACUGCGUGCGUCGUCGCAUCGUUGAGCUGGCGCUCAUGGGAGUGCGUCCCUGCGACAUCUCCCGGCAGCUACUCGUCUCCCACGGCUGCGUCUCGAAGAUCUUGACCCGCUUCUACGAGACCGGCUCAAUUCGCCCCGGCUCCAUUGGCGGCUCCAAGACAAAGCAGGUGGCCACGCCCACCGUCGUGAAGAAGAUCUUGCGUUUCAAGCAGGAGAACCCCGGAAUGUUCGCGUGGGAGAUCAGAGACCAGCUUCUAGCUCAGAGGAUAUGCGACCCGAACUCUAUCCCCAGCGUCAGCUCCGUGAACCGCAUCCUACGGAACAGUGGCGCGUGGACGGAGGAAGACCUGGUAUCCGUGGCAGCAGUGGCUGCUUCUGGAGGGCCUUGCCCCCAGGGUCCCAGCAGCACACAACAUUCCCCAGCCACUGGUGGUACCACAUACCAACACAAGACAGCGUCACUGGUAUCCGGCAGGAUGGGGUUCUUCUCCCCACACCCCCAGCUACCUCAAGGUUUCAACCACUCGAACCACAACUACACCACCAACACGAGCAGCACCUCCGGACGUCUUGUAGCCCUGCACCAACUUCACGCCGCCACAGCACCUAACACCCUCUCUGCCAAGAGCUCCCUCACUCAACCCCAGUCACCCUGGACGAACUUCAUGAUCUCAUGUCGACCUCACCACUCCACACUGCCGUAUCACCCCCGAUACGGGGGGCUCCUGAUGUCAGAGGGCGGCUUCUCUAGCGGACAGCUACACGCCGAUGUCCUUCAGAGCUCGCACAGCAAGAACAGCAGCACAGCUGGCAGUGAGGAGGACUCGAUGGACAAAAGUGAAGACGACGAAGAGGAAGAAGAGGUCAGGAUGAGACCAGAGAGGAGAAAAGAGAGUAAACAGCCAGAACGGCAACAGCCACCACAGGCAGAGAAGAAACGCAAUCCGUACUCCAUAGAGGAGCUUCUCAAGAAACCCGACAACGCUAAAAAGUCGUCACCGCAGCCAGCGACCGUUUCGCUGCAGGCCAUGCUACUUCAGCCGCCAUGUGGGCUCUUGGUGGACAAACCCUGUACGUGCAGCUUGGUGUCAGCGGUAAGGCCUCACCAGGACCAUGAGGUCUCUGGCAUCGACCUCACCGAGGCUUCGUCAUCGUCGUCUUGUGCCUCAUCCAUCACAAUACCGCAGACAGAAAACUUACACAAACAGGCAGCCACUUGUAACACGUAGUGCAUGGCGAGGUAACGAAAGGUAUCAUGAUACAAACGGGUCUCAAACCAAAAACUCUCACUUAAAAGUUUAGGAAUUCAGCAUUUUCCAUGCUACGCGUAAGGCAUAUCGCUCAGAAAUAAACGUUAGUCUGAAUGUAUUUGGCGUCUGAUGAGUUGAAGGAACCUCCUUUAUCAUCACCCCCCC
Molecule: messenger RNA, 1642 nt
Organism: Zootermopsis nevadensis
Lineage: Eukaryota; Metazoa; Arthropoda; Insecta; Blattodea; Termopsidae
Product: paired box pox-neuro
Biological process (GO): regulation of transcription by RNA polymerase II; anatomical structure development
Molecular function (GO): DNA-binding transcription factor activity, RNA polymerase II-specific; RNA polymerase II cis-regulatory region sequence-specific DNA binding
Source: RefSeq, a predicted model, not a curated record